GGAAGAGUAAAAGCACUCUAAUUUCUUUGUUUUAUCUUUUUUUUUAGUUUAUUUUGGCUUUUGCACUGUGAAUUCUUUGAUUCCAGGGAGCAAUGAUGUUGCACAUUCUAGGAAAAAUAAAACAACAUCCUGGGUAGUUAAUAUGCUAUCCAUUGACACAAUUGUGUUUUUGAUUCUGCAUGUCAAUUAUUAUAGUUUAGAUCUUUUGCAGAUUUGGGGAGUUGAGGUAUUCUGGGUGUUGUGAUAAAGGAAGCUCUGGAUCAAAUAAUUCAAUGGCUUUUGUUAAGAGCUGCACAUCAGAGCAAAGAAUAGAGCCAAAAGCUUAAUUAAUCUCAUUAAUAAUACUUCUACAAGUGGAUUUUUACUAAAGAGGAAACAGACGCAAGGAGGAGAGGAGCAAUGAGGAAUGAUGAUGCCAUGAUUAAGCCCAAUGACUUGAGAGGACCAGAAGAGAAUCUUCCAUCUUUGACUGUCACAACAAUCUUGGAAGAUCCCUAUGUCAUGGUGAGAAGUGCAGAACUGGAGGGAUACUGCAUUGAUUUGCUGAAAGCACUUGCUUCAAUGCUUCACUUCAGCUAUAAGGUGAAGGUGGUGGGAGAUGGGAAGUAUGGAGCCAUCUCUCCUAGUGGAAACUGGACAGGGAUGAUUGGAGAGAUUCUGAGACAGGAAGCAGACAUUGCAGUGGCUCCCUUGACAGUCACAUCAGCAAGAGAAGAGGUAGUUUCCUUCACUACGCCAUUCCUGCAGACUGGGAUUGGAAUCUUGCUUCGAAAGGAAACCAUCUCUCAGGAGAUGUCUUUCUUCCACUUCCUGGCUCCUUUCAGUAAGGAGACCUGGACUGGCCUCCUAUUUGCUUAUGUGCUGACGUGUGUCUGCCUCUUCCUCGUUGCCAGGCUGAGCCCUUGUGAAUGGAAUGAGCCAAAGAAUGAAGAGAAUCACUUCACCUUCUUAAACAGCCUCUGGUUUGGAGCAGGAGCGCUCACGUUGCAAGGUGUCACCCCUCGGCCCAAGGCGUUCUCUGUGCGGGUCAUCGCUGCCAUCUGGUGGCUCUUCACCAUAGCUUUGUUGGCUGCUUACAUCGCCAACUUCACUGCGCUGCUGAGCUCUGGCAGCGAGCAGCUCUCGAUCCAGACUUUUGAAGAUCUUGUGAAGCAAAGAAAGCUUGAGUUUGGGACGCUGGACGGCUCCUCCACUUUCUACUUCUUCAAGAACUCCAAGAAUCCCAUCCAUCGGAUGGUUUAUGAAUAUAUGGACAAGAGACGAGACCACGUUUUAGUCAAAACCUACCAGGAAGCAGUUCAGCGUGUGAUGGAGUCCAAUUACGCCUUCAUUGGUGAAUCAAUCUCUCAAGACCUUGCAGCCGCCAGGCACUGCAAUUUGAUCAGAGCCCCUGAAGUUAUUGGAGCCAGAGGAUUUGGCAUUGCCACUGCCCAGGCAUCGCCAUGGACUAAGAAGCUAUCAGUUGCUGUCCUCAAACUGCGUGAAACGGGUGAUCUUGACUACUUGCGUAACAAGUGGUGGGAGUCCAGCUGCCUUCACAAAAGUAGAGAGGGAUGGAGUCCCCUGCAGCCCCAAGCUCUGGGUGGGCUCUUUCUUACUCUUGCAAUUGGCCUUGCAUUAGGAGUGAUUGCAGCUAUGGUGGAGCUGUCAAAUAAGAGCAGACACGCUGCUGGACAUAUCAAGAAAUCCUGUUGCUCCAUUUUCACAGAAGAAAUGUGCACUCGUCUACGUAUAAAGGAAAAUACAAGACAAACCCAGGAGACUUCAGGGAGGGCUAAUGCUUAAAAAAAGUCUUAAGGAAUGGGCAUAUAUUAGGGUUCUACCAUAUAUAUGUCAUAGGAGCUACGUCACUGUAGAAUGAUAUUUUUCUGCAAGACUAGAGUGUUAGUUUCCUAAUUACAAACACACAGUACUUCUGGAUUGAUGGUGGAGCUGGUUAUAGAAGAAAACCAAGCAGCUUGGAGGAAUUUAAAUUGAUAAGAGGGAGAGUGCAACUUCUAAAAUUAAGGGAGGUUAAGAUGGGUGAUCACAUCUAUGUUUAAUUUAGAAGUUUACUAUGUAAGUGCAUGAACGCCUGCAGGAGUAAGUGACUUGGGAUAGGUUAAUAUGAAGCCUCUGCAUACUAAUUAUAGAAUGAGGUGCAAUCUUGAAAAUUAAAGCUUUCAUCUGACUCUUCUGAUCAAGAAUAACUGCUUCUUAAGAUUUUAAUUUAAAUAGACUGUACUUUUGCCCUCUCCUAGGGAAAUGAUGGUGAUUACCGUGAAGGUCAUUUCUGAAUCAGAAAGGACAUUACUGAUGCGUCCAUCCCAGUAACGCAGGAUUUAACUGUAUUCUACACAAAGGCCUAAAGUCUGAGAAAAGGAAGCCUUACAGUUAAGGAACUAGAUUUAAGAGAUGUCUGUUUUCCCUCAGAAGAUCUGUUUCCUUGUAUAGCUAGAGAGGACAGUUUGUCCUAGUUAACCUGACUGGGAAGUAUUUAGGAAUAAGAUUCAUACUUAAAAGCCAAGAGCAGUAGAACACGAACACUGGCAAACAGUCAAUUAAAGAAAGCACAAAUUCAGUAGGCAAGGGUGAGUGAGUAAUGGGCAUUUUUUGUUAUUUUUUUUUGCUGUCAGAGAAGAAUCUUUGAAAUUCAUGGGGAACAGUUACUUUGGUUACAUAUUAAGUAGUUUUCUAAUUAAGCUGUUUUUCAUUUCAGAGGUGGAAUGGCUGAUGCAUGCACAUACUGUUUUGCAAAUUCAUGGUUAAAUCACUGCAUUUACAUACUGCACAUCUGACGGAGCAGGGCGCAAAUUCAGUUACUUAGAAGUGGUUUUAACUGCACUGCAUGAACAGAGACUAAUUCCUGUCUGUUCCAGCAUUAGAUAACUGAAGGAAACAAAUUAACAUGUCUGUGACAGGGAUAGAGCUGGUUGUUCCUGAAUAAAGUGUUUCAGUUUCACUUUGAAUGUAAGGUAGACUUAAACUUCUGAUUACUGCUCAGUAAUUUAGUAUGGGUGCAGCUUGCCCCCCCCCUCCCCCCCAGAUUGUUAAUAACACUGGAAGCAGUGGGAGUUAAAGAGUUCUUUAACUGUUGGUAGUGCUGUUCAGUUAUCUACUAUGUGCUCUCACAUCAUGACAGUUCUGUUUUAAAUGCAGCUGAAACAAAGUCCGUUAGAUUAGGAGGCGGAUCAGUCCUUCAACCAAAUUAACUGCAAAGAGCAUGAGACUGUUUGGGUAAGUUUAAAAGCUGACAUGGAAAAAUACGAUGUCAGAUUCACUUAGCACUUUAAAAACUAUUUGGUAUGUGCCAUGUCAUUGCUGGCAGAGUAGGCAGAGAUGUAUAAAAAAAGGUUUCAUUGACAUUUAAAUAUAUUUCUAUAUGAAUGUCUCACAGAACAAAAAAAUAAAGUCUUUUCAUCACAAAUACUGCAUCAUUAAAAUAAACACUUACCAAAAUAAACAAUGAGUGAUAUACAUAUAUAUAUUUGAGUGUGUAUACUAUAGAGUGAAUCAUAUUGUUGCUUUUUAAGUCACAAAAGCACAAUAUAAAUAUGGAAUUUCCUGUGACCUCUUUUCCCUGUUGUAAUAAAAAUACAUUCUUUACAGUUAAAGUAAAACUAGUGCAAGUCCAUUCUGCUGCUCCUGUUCACCCAGUUGACCAGAUCUGUAUCAUUUACAUGGCACUUCAUACUUGAAAAUGACACUGAAUAUUUUCCCUCCAAGGCGAUCGGCAAGCCAGGAGUUUUUGAUAACAGCAAGCUUGAGGCUCUCACACUUCAAAGCCGCGUAGUAAUUGGUGUGGAUGGCACGACCCAUGCCUUCAAUGAUAACCAAGUCUGUCUUCCGUUCUCUGACCAGCACAGCCAGACCUUUAUCCAGGCGGCUGAAAUGAGAGGUAUGGCUUAGAAAUAGUCAUCCUUAUACAAGCUGCAGCUGAAACAGCACGUGUUCUAAGGGCUUUGUCAUUUAUAGAAAACGUGGCAGGGUAUGGAAUUACCGAUGCCAAUAAAUUAUAACACCUUAAUCAAAAUAAGUGGGAUCAAAAUAUAGUUUUAAAAGCUCCAUUAAAUGUGUGCAGAAUUGGAAUUUCUGAGAAAACACAGGUUAAGUUCUGUGUCCAAGAGAGAAACGUAGUUACAAAUAGUUAACAGCAUGAAAUGCUUCUUACAGUCAAAUGGAUUACUGAGGACAUGUAACUGCUGAACACCAAAAUGAUAAAUAAGCUGUAGAGCAACUAGUAAGGCCGCAUCAAUAUUACAAGUCUGUAAAGCAGACCGAGCAGCUCAAUCAGCUUUGUGAAGGGUGGCCGAGGUACUUCAGAACACAUAUAUAGUCUCAGGUCAUCCUUCAUUUGACAAAUGACAAAUUUGCCAUUAUACCUUAGAUCUAGACAAGGAGAACUUGAACCCGUCUGGACCAACAGCAGCUUCUCUUCCCUCAGUGCGGAUCUUUAAUUAAAAACAGGAACAAACAAAAAGUUACAGUCAUGUAAAUAUGGUAAUGAGCCAUAGAGAAUAUCUAAGUAUUCUUUGCAAAGGCUUCUUUUCCUGCUAGGUAACCACCCAGAAACACACUUCCAUGAGCAGCAGGUUAUUUAGUCAGCUACCUGUCCUCUACCGGAAACAGGCUGGAAUUGAUGUAUUUUAUUUGUUAAAAAAGAAUAGAGGGAAAUAUACAACAUUUUAGUAGCUUGAGUCCUUAUCAGGGAUGAUACUGACAAGAAACCGAGAUAUAUACUAUUAAGUAUAAUUAAGAACUGCUUUCUAAAUUUUUUGUCAUAAUUGAAUCAUCCUCUGUACCUUACUUCUAGUUGCAGAUUUCAGACAGUAAUAAACACAAAUAAGGAACUAAGUA
Gallus gallus (chicken) is the source of this 4836-nucleotide messenger RNA. RefSeq names its product kainate binding protein (gene KBP). Bases 400 to 1785 code for a protein of 461 amino acids. Gene Ontology annotation, biological process: synaptic transmission, glutamatergic; modulation of chemical synaptic transmission; monoatomic ion transport. The transcript has 10 exons. Lineage: Eukaryota; Metazoa; Chordata; Aves; Galliformes; Phasianidae. Gene Ontology annotation, molecular function: AMPA glutamate receptor activity; transmitter-gated monoatomic ion channel activity involved in regulation of postsynaptic membrane potential. Gene Ontology annotation, cellular component: dendritic spine; plasma membrane; AMPA glutamate receptor complex. The record is from RefSeq and is a predicted model, not a curated record.